UGCGGCGCAGAGGGUGUUGGGAUUGUCAAAACAAGCCGCAUCCGUCGGUUCGAAGAUUUGACCUGUACAGGCGGAGGCGCCAUCUUGGAAAGUAGGGCUUGUUGCCGUAAUUUCCCGCCGAGAUCUACACAUACAGAACGUAUUUUUAAGUCAAAGUAAAUAGUUUAUAUCACCGCGCUCUUUUUACUUUGUUCACAACAAUACUUUCUCUUCGUUUUAAUAAGUUCGAAUGAUAGAUAUAUGAAACCGCUGGUAUAUAUUUUAGAUAAAUCUUAUGGAUUCGUCUCUCCUUAAUCUUGCCAGAACGUCCAUUGUGUAGUGGUGUUCCCAGAACAGUGAACCAUGUUUUGGAAGUUCGAUCUUCACACGUCGUCCCAUAUAGAUACACUUCUAGAGAAGGAAGAUGUGACUCUGACUGAACUAAUGGAUGAAGAAGAUGUUUUGCAGGAAUGUAAAGCUCAGAACCGCAAGCUCUUGGACUUUUUGGUCCGAUCACAGAGUAUGGAAGAUCUAGUCACAUACAUCACUCAAGAGCCACCAGAUGAUAUGGAUGAGAAGAUGAAAUACAAGUACCCCAACAUAUCGUGCGAACUACUUACAUCAGAUGUAGCACAACUGAAUGACCGACUGGCAGAAGAUGAACCUUUGUUGACACGACUUUACAGCUUUCUGCAAAAUGAGCCACCACUUAACCCUUUGCUUGCCAGUUUCUUUAGUAAGGUGCUAAGCAUUCUUAUCAGCAGAAAACCUGACCAGAUUAUCACAUUUUUACGAAAGAGGGAUGCAUUUGUAAGCUUACUGUUGAAACACAUAGGAACCUCUGCGCUCAUGGACUUGCUGCUCAGGCUAUUGACAUGUGUUGAGCCACCACAGCUGAGGCAGGAUGUUUUAAAUUGGCUGAAUGAGGAAAAGAUUAUUCAGCAACUAAUAGAAAUGGUACACCCGUCCCAUGAUGAAGAUCGACACUCAAAUGCAUCACAAUCAUUAUGUGAAAUCAUCCGCCUCAGCAAAGACCAGAUGAUUCAAAUGCAGAGCUCUCCAGAGCCAGAUCCACUUUUAUCAACGUUAGAGAAACAAGAAACCUUAGAACACUUACUUGCUAGUGUUCUGGAUAGGGAAAAAACUGAAUCAUCAAUUGUGAAUUGCAUUCAAAUAUUUUUGACCUUAUUGGAGACUCGAAGACCAGCUUUUGAAGGUCAGCUAGAGAUUUGUCCAACUGGUAUGAACCAUGCAGCCUUUUCUGUGAGUAAUAGCACAUUACAAGCCAUUAGACAAAGACUUAAAGACUUCCAUCAGAUACUACUUGAGCCUCCUAAGAAAAGUGCAAUGAAAACUACGUGGGGAAUAUUAGAAACACCAGUGGGGAAUACACGGCUGAAUGUGGUCAGACUUGUAGCGAGCCUUCUACAAACAAAUACACUCAGUAUUAAUGAAGAAUUGGUAGAACUUAACACCAUGGAUGUGUUGUUGGAUAUGUACUUCAGAUACGUUUGGAAUAAUUUUCUUCAUGUACAAGUAGAAAUUUGCAUUGCAACAAUCUUAGGAAGCCCUCCACCUCAUGAUACCUGCACAGAAAACAACAUAGAGGAUAAUUCCAAUGCUGCCAGAGAAAAUAUAUUAAUAAAACAUCUAUUUACGAAGUGCCGAUUAAUUCAGAGAAUACUUGAUGCGUGGGAAAAUAAUGAAAAGGAACAUGCAUUGCACCUGGGGGAAGUCAACUAUGUUGGUAAAACUGAUGGUCUGAAUGAUCAGAGUAAUGGAUUUUGUUUAAAAGAAGUCUUUCCAACUUUUUCAGAUCUUAGUGAGGACUACAGAGAAAGAUGGGAGACGUUUACAGCAGGUUCAUUGGCAGAAACCAAUAAGAAGAAUGCAAUCGAUCUGGUUAGCGCGCACAAUAUACAUUCAUCAAGUGAUGAUGAAGUUGAUUUUAAAGAACCAGGAUUUGCUCCAGACUCGGGGUUACAGCAAGCCUUUUCUGAUUAUCAGAUGCAACAAAUGACGUCCAAUUUUAUUGACCAGUUCGGCUUCAACGAUGAGGAGUUUGCUGAUCAGGAGGACAUAGUGAAUGUUCCCUUUGAAAGAAUUGCUGAUAUCAACUUCUCACUGAAUACAAAUGAGAGUGCUAAUGUAGCUCUAUUUGAGGCAUGCUGUAAAGAGAGGAUUCAACAAUUUGAUGAUAGUGGUUCUGAUGAAGAAGAUAUUUGGGACGAAAAGGAUAUAACAUUUUCUCAAGAUGCACAAAAUCGACACAGAAGUUCAGGAAGUACAGACAGUGAAGAAAGUACAGAUUCUGAAGAUGAAGAUGUGGAUAAACGGAAUAAUUCAUUUGUACCUGGGGCCUGUCCAGAUGAUAGAAUGGAAGUGGACACAAAUGAUGCCCCAGGAUGGACUGCAAACUUUGAAGUGCCUAUGGAAACAGCAAAUAUAACUACAGCAAAUUCUAAUGAAGCUACCUUGUGGAGUUCGGGUGACUCAGUGCCACAAGAAACUGGAUGGGCUAUGUUUUCUGAUUUUUCAUCUCCGUUAAGCUCAAAGGAUCCUUUGAGAAGUAGUUCCCCUGUUGAAAUGGAAACCAGUGCAGAUCCAGUGGAUCCCCAUCACAAUAACCUAACACAUCCUGAAGAUUUUGUUGCUACCUCUCAGCUUGUCUGUAAGGAGCAAACAGCAGUGUCAACUGCAUUAAAUGUAGAAUGCGCCUUGUUUGGAGAAGAAGAAGAGGUGGUUACAGACCAAAUAACAGAGACAGUUACAAAUGGCUCUAUGAAAGAAACAGUCAGCCUUACUGUAGAUGCCAAAACUGAAACUGCAGUGUUUAAAAGAGUGUUGAAAUCCUAUUGUGAGGAAGUUAAGUUGUCUACCUCUGAAGAUCUUUCUUCAAAAUAUGUGUUACCAGAAAACUUGGAAACUCCAAAACUGACUUCACCAUCACAGCCUGGCUUGAAGCCUUCUGAAGGGAAUAUGAAAUCUCAAGCAAAAGAUACCUUGAAUGGGCCUGUUGAUAAUGUGACAUCAAUGGAAGAAGUCAAGACAAAUCAGCAAGUUCUGUCACCUGAAGCUUCGGUUAAUGGCCCUGCAUGAUUAAUUCUGUCUGCUGUUGUCUACUCCGGCCUGACCAGCUACUAUCCAGGGGUAUCAGUGGGGUUCACUGGAGGCACUGGGCUUCGGCCAUCAAAGCCAGUCACUGCUGCACUAAUUUCAAAUGGGAUCAGGACCAGCAAUAUUAUCUGAUUUUUAAGAUGGAUGUGCAAAGAAAAGUUCGAAUGAAAUGUAUAAAAGAGGGUAUUACAUGUUGGCAGAUACAAAGAACUCUUGUGUGCAUUUGUAUCAAAUACAUGUUCUUAUAAACGGGAUGAUCAGUCCAUUAAAUAUCUUGCCACUCACGUGAUAAUUAGUAUUGUUGCCAUAGUUAAAUGGUUAUAAGAGUAGAAUAUUUUAUAAAAAUGUGUAUACUUAAAUCUGACACAUGUAAUUGAAGUAUACCAAUUGGAACACAUAGUGUGACCAAAGUGUUUAGAAAUUUUCAUACUUUUUUUCAUCCUGUAUAAAAUUUUAACUUUGUGUUUCUUCCAAGUGGGCAGAGUACAUUGUAGAAGUGAAAUGCAAAUGUAAGUGUUAUUUUGAUUGAGUUGCCUAUAUUAAACUAAUUGCUAGAGAAAAUUCUAAUUGUAAAUGUUCACUAGUGGCUCUUUGCUUCAGGUUUUAUUUGUAAACAUUUCUUGAAUUCUGGAGCAUUGGUAUUGAAAGCUCUUUGAUGGAGUUUAAACAUAUUUGUUACUGAGGACUAAUUGGUUGUUUAGUGUGUCACUGAACAGCCAUAAGCAUGUUCGCCCCUCUGUAUUUUGCAUUUUCAGACCAGUUGUUCAAAUCAAAGGUAAAGAACACGUGAUUAGCCUUGAAUUGCAUGUGGCUUCAGUGUUCCUCUUUGCUAAAGGUCUUCAUUGCCUAAAUGAUUUAACCUAUCUUAAUUUAAUUUUUUAAACUUCAGUUGAACCAACUAACUGAUUUAUUUUUAAUAUAACCCCGGUAUUUCAGUUGGCAGGGCAAUAGAACUUAAUCAGGGUGAACUAAUAUCUGAGCACUUAAUGUAACAUUAGUUUGCUAAAGGUGGCUGUAUUGGUAUGAAUCUCUAAAGAAUGGCAAAGAGCCAUACUUUGAUAGAAUAUGACAAUAACUAAAGUUAGCUCCAACUUUUAAAUUCAGGGAUUUGAAGUGUUAUGUAUGACAGGUUGACUCUUAUUCAUUGGGACCUUAGUGUACUGUUAAUGGAAGUGGCAGCUCGUAUUGGUUUAAGCUAAGAUAAUUUUGAUGAAGUCAUUUGAUUAAAGUGCCUAUGGUACUGGUUUAAGUCAGAAGAGAUUAUGGUGAUGACGCGUGGUAAAUUUGUGGAAGAUACCUUUCACAUUAGAAAAUAAUAUCAGUUCCAGGAAAGUAAAAUGAGAUGUCCAUUCAUCUGUUUGUGUGCUUAUUCUUUGCAGCAUCUAUACUAACUAUAUAUUGUUGGACCCUCUAAGCACCUUAAUACAUUGAGUCAAUGGAAUAUUUUAUGUCAACUUCAUCACUGGUUUUAAAAAGACAGUUUGAGUUUCUAGUUCUACACGUCUGUAUUUGAGAAAAGAAAUCGCCAAACGAAGCAAUGCAAUUUUAUGUGAUCUUACUAAUUGCUUUGGAACAAUUACAUUCAGCUGCCAAGUCUUGAUUCACCACUUAAACUUCUGAAAAAGCUGAUCACAGAUACUUGAAGAUUGGGAUGUUGAGAUAUCUUUAUCAGUAGCAAUCAGUUAAAAUUGAUAGGAUUGUAGUAUACUU
Chiloscyllium plagiosum (whitespotted bambooshark) is the source of this 4806-nucleotide messenger RNA. The record is from RefSeq and is a predicted model, not a curated record. Lineage: Eukaryota; Metazoa; Chordata; Chondrichthyes; Orectolobiformes; Hemiscylliidae.